AUUGCCAGUGAGAAGCAAUCAGAGUAGUGAAACUGGGAAAGUAACAUUAUGAAUUCUUUAACAGGAACAAAAAGUUCUUGGCAGCCAAUCAUGACUGCAGAUACAACAGCCUCGAGUUACUGGCUUAACUGGAGGGUUUUGCUUUGUUCUAUAUGGGUCAUGAUCUCCCUGGCUCUUUCAGUACUUCUCAUAUGGAGAUUUGAAGGGCUUCGAAACUCGAGGCGUAGUAAUAACAGCAGAGUAACUCAGCAAGAAGAAGAAGAAACAAUUGGAACUUUGUUUGAGGAUGAAACUUGGAGACCAUGCCUCAAAGGAAUCCACCCAGCUUGGCUUCUGGCUUUUAGACUUGUUGCUUUUGUUGUGCUUUUGGUUCUGCUCAUCAUCACAGCUUGUGUUGAUGGAGGUACCAUAUUUUAUUUCUAUACACAGUGGACGUUCACAUUGGUUACUGUUUACUUUGGGCUUGGAUCAUUGCUCUCCAUUCGAGGAUGCUACCGAUACCAUAAGAAAACUGCUGGUGAAAGGGUUGGUAAUGUAGAGCUAGAUACAGAACAGGGCACCGUAGAGAAAUCCAUAGUCUCUCAUGUUGCACAACAGAAUCAACCACGCCAUCCUGCAGGCAUUUUGGGUUAUGUUUUCCAAAUAAUUUUCCAGAUGAAUGCAGGAGCUGUCAUCCUCACAGACUGCGUCUUCUGGUUCAUAAUCGUUCCAUUUCUUACAAUCAAAGAUUACAACUUGAACUUUCUGAUUAUAAACAUGCACACAAUCAAUGCUGUUUUCUUGCUUGCUGAAACUGCUUUGAAUAGCUUGCCAUUUCCUUGGUUCAGAAUAGGAUAUUUCUACCUGUGGACAAUUACCUAUGUAAUAUUUCAGUGGAUAUGUCAUGCUUGUGUCAGAAUUUGGUGGCCAUAUCCAUUUCUCGACUUGUCAUCUCCAUAUGCUCCAUUGUGGUAUUUGUCGGUCGGUCUACUGCAUUUCCCAUGCUACGGCAUUUUUGCUCUGAUAAUGAAGCUGAAACACCACUUGUUUUCGACAAGGUGCCCUGACUCUUAUCAAUGCGGGAGGUAACUUGGAUUACAGAGUAGCUGAUUGAAGACCUACAGAUGUAGAGUAUAGUACCAAGAAAAUACUUGUAGAUGAAGGAGAGACUAGGAGAACAUGCACAUAGCCACCAGAUGGCACAUUUCAGAACUAUGGAUUCAUAUGCCUUCCACACGGAUUCAUUGAAGAUGUUGUUUGGUACUUGGUAGUUUAGUUAUACAAA
This is a messenger RNA of Fragaria vesca subsp. vesca, 1264 nucleotides long. RefSeq lists its product as uncharacterized. NCBI's taxonomy places the organism in Eukaryota, Viridiplantae, Streptophyta, Magnoliopsida, Rosales, Rosaceae. The record is from RefSeq and is a predicted model, not a curated record. The transcript has 8 exons. The coding region runs from base 49 to 1068 and encodes 339 amino acids. Gene Ontology annotation, cellular component: membrane.